This is a messenger RNA of Macadamia integrifolia, 3711 nucleotides long. Its product is annotated as formin-like protein 1. The coding region runs from base 442 to 3363 and encodes 973 amino acids. NCBI's taxonomy places the organism in Eukaryota, Viridiplantae, Streptophyta, Magnoliopsida, Proteales, Proteaceae. Gene Ontology annotation, molecular function: actin filament binding. The record is from RefSeq and is a predicted model, not a curated record. The transcript is spliced from 4 exons. Gene Ontology annotation, biological process: actin nucleation; actin cytoskeleton organization.
CUUCCAAUGUUUAUUUUAUCUGUAAAAUACUAAAAUACGUCUCUCUACCUAUUACUUUACAUCUUGCCCACCGACAGCUGUAUGACAGUGUGAGGUGUUUUCGACCUUUUCACACAAACAAACCCACCUCAUGUUCAUCUUCUCCGCUCUAUCUAUUCAUCCCAAAAGAAUAAUCUUAUUUGCCCUUCAGAGAUCAGAAUCAUCUGAAAACUCUGCAUAUGUGAAAUAGGAUUUUCCCUUUCUUUUUUUCUUUUUUUGGUAAAGAUAUUUGCCCUUUCUUUACCAGUUGAUCUGAAACACCAAAAGUUUCUCUCUGGGAAGUGGGCACUGGAACACUCUGUCCAGUUCAUAGUCAAAAGAGUCCCCACAAAGCAUCCACCAUUACUGCAUUUCUCCACACUCCUUUUUCAUCCUGAGGGAGACUUCAAACUCCAACCCACAAUGCCCCUCUCCUCUUUCAUCCUUCUCUUCCUCCUCCUCUGUAGCUCCCACUUAUUGGCCUCCACCCCGGUUCUCCUUCACCAGCACCACCACCACCACCACCACCGUCGGAUCCUCCACCAGCCCUUCUUCCCUCUAAAUUCCUUCCCUCCAACCCAGCCCCCAUCUUCAUCUUCAUCUUCAUCUUCCCCACCUCAACAACAACCCAAAUUCCCCUUCUCUUCUGGUUCCAACAACCAACCAUUCUUUCCGUCUUACCCUUCUCCACCUCCCCCUCCUUCUCCCUCCUCCUUUGCCACAUUCCCUGCUAACAUCUCUUCUCUCAUACUUCCCCAAUCUCCUCCCCGCAAACCUCUCUCUUCGAAGCUCCUAAUCAUCAGUCUAGUCCUCUCUCUUCUCGCCAUCUCCUUCAUCGUCGCCUUCGCCGUCCUCGUCUACCGCAGAAGACGUCGCAGCAACAGCUUCGCUAAUGGCAAAACCUCCAGAUCCGAGAGUUACCGCUUGUUUCCAGCCCACACUGCUCCUUCAGACGCCCACCACCAUAAGGUUCGUGGCAUCUCGGCUACAAGCUCUGAGUUCCUCUAUUUGGGUACUCUAGUAAACUCUCGUGGGAUCGAUGGCGAUGGUGAUGGAGGUACUGCCGGUGCUGGUGCCGGUUCCGGUGAGUCGCCCUAUCGGAAGCUGGGCUCCCCUGAGCUCCGUCCGCUUCCGCCCCUGUCGAGGCAGACUUUCAGUCAGAGUUUUGAGAAUGCUGAAGAGGGUGCUUCAGGAGACGAGGGAGAAGAGUUUUACUCACCAAGAGGUUCUGUUAGUGGUAAGGAGAGCCCAGCUGUUACAGAAUCGAGCUCAAGAAGAGUGUUUCAGGCUUUGGUUGCGGAGAAUUUCGAAAGCAGGAGUUCGAAUUCGAGUACUCAGUCUUACCCUUCUUCAGGUUCUGUCUCUCCUAGUUCUUCACUGUCUAACACUCCUCCCUCUCCUCCUACGCCGGUGAGCUUAAGCUCCAAGUCAAAAUCACCGAAAUCACCAGUAUUUGUGGUGAAAUUGCCUCCUCCGCCACCUCCGCCGCCACUGCGGCGUCCAUUGGCUCCCUCGCAUCCAGAGAGAAGUCCAGAGAAAAGUAAGAAUUCACGGGAAAGAAAUUCUUUGGAUAAGAACCCAGAUUCGUCAGUAAGAAGUUCUUCAGACAAGAACCUGCAUUCACCGACAGGAAGGUCAGUGGAUAAGAACCCACCGUCACCGGUGAGGAAUUCAGAUGUUUCCCAGCAAAAUUCAGAAUCUCCAGCGAGGAAUUCCGAUGUUUCUCUGCAAAAUCUGCAAUCUCCGGCGAGAAUAAGCAGCAUUCACAGGCAGCCCCCCUCUGUUCCACCGCCGCCACCACCACCGCUAGCAUUGCAUAGAAUCUGGGAAACACCCGUUCGGCCUCUGUCGGUCCGUGAGGUAGUUGGUUUGCCUCCUGAGCAUAUUGUUCCUUCCAGACCUGUAGGGUUCCAGAUGCCUACUGCUUGUUCUCCAGUUGAAUUGGCACAGAAUUCAGAAUCUGUGGAAAGAAAUGAGGAGACUCCGAAACCAAAGCUGAAACCUUUACACUGGGACAAGGUCAGAGCGAGCUCUGAUCGUGCCAUGGUGUGGGACCAGCUGAAAUCGAGCUCUUUUCAAUUAAAUGAGGAGAUGAUUGAGGCAUUGUUUGUUGUAAAUGCCACCAACUCGAUUCCCAAGGAGGUUACGCGACCUGCUGUUCCCUCACCAAACCCAGAGAGUUGGGUACUUGAUCCUAAGAAGUCUCAGAACAUUGCAAUCUUGCUCAGGGCACUGAAUGUGACUAUAGAAGAAGUCUGUGAAGGCCUUUGGGAAGGUAAUGCAGAUACCUUGGGGACAGAGCUUCUUGAAAGUCUAUUAAAGAUGGCUCCAACCAAAGAGGAAGAACGUAAACUGAAGGAAUACAGAGUUGAUUCGCCAUACAAACUUGGUCCUGCUGAAAAAUUUCUCAAGGCGUUGCUUGAUAUUCCUUUUGCUUUCAAGAAGGUCGAUGCAAUGCUCUACAUAGCCAAUUUUGAUUCAGAGGUUGAGUACUUAAAGAAGUCAUUCGAAACUCUGGAGGCAGCGUGUGAAGAACUGAGGAACAGCAGGAUGUUUUUGAAGCUUCUAGAAGCUGUUCUGAAGACUGGAAAUCGCAUGAAUGUUGGAACCAACCGUGGGGAUGCCCAUGCCUUCAAACUUGACACCCUCCUUAAGCUUGUUGAUGUGAAGGGUACUGAUGGGAAGACCACACUAUUGCAUUUUGUUGUACAGGAAAUCAUAAGAGCUGAAGGCUCUCGUAUAUCUGGUGCAAAUCAAAGUCAGACCAAUGGAAAACCUCAGCAGCCCACUUUCCAGGAGGAUGUUGAAUUGAGGAAGCUUGGCCUACAGGUUGUUGCUGGCCUUAGCGGGGAAUUAACCAACGUGAAGAAAGCUGCUGCAAUGGAUUCUGAGGUGCUUAGCGGUGACGUCUCAAAGCUCGCUAAAGGGAUUGGGAACAUUAGUGAGGUUGUCAGAUUGAAUGAAGCUGCAGGGUUUAAGGAUACCAACCGUGGAUUCUCCGAAUCAAUGGACACUUUCUUGAAAAGGGCUGAGGAGGAUAUUGUACAUGUUCAAGCCCAGGAGAGUGUUACUCUCUCAUUGGUGAAGGAGAUUACUGAGUAUUUCCAUGGGAAUUCAGUAAAGGAAGAAGCCCAUCCCUUCAGGAUCUUCAUGGUGGUGAGGGACUUCCUGUCCAUUCUUGAUAAGGUCUGCAAGGAAGUCGGGAAGAUAAAUGACCGAACAAUAGUGAGUUCAGCCAGACAAUUUCCAGUACCAGUAAAUCCGAUGAUGCUGCCUUUUUUUCCUAAAUUUAAUUCUCUGAAACAGAGCACUUCGUCCAAUGAUGAGGGUUCAUUGUCAUCAUAGUAUUAGAUGUCUGGACUCUGGUAUAACUUUUUGUUCCAUCAAAACCACUGCCGGACAUGGAGGAGCUUGGGUCCGCGGCUGCUGCUGGAUGUUUAAACUAAGAUCACUCUUUUGUACUUAUAUAAGCCCAUGUAAAAGAUUUUGGAGUUGUUUCACCCUAUAUGGAAUAUAAUAGAAGAUAUUAACUCAGGGAAGAAGAAUAAGGUGGUGUCAGUUGAUUGAUAUUUGUAAGUCAAUGGGACACUGGAGAUGAUGAAUGCUCUUCAGUAAACUCAACAGAAUUCGCUGAUGGUUAAUCUAUUUUUCCAUCACUCACUAAUUAGAAUGUCUUUCGCCAGUUUAUCUUUA